AUGGCUAACUCUUCUGGCCAGAGAAAUAAUUCAUCUACUUCUGCUACUGCUAAAAAUCCGCCUACUGGUAAUGCUAAUAAUAAUCCUAACACUCGUGGUAGUGCGAAUGGUAAAGCAGUUGCUAAUACCGCUAAUAUAGGACAAGACCAACUUUAUGGUUUCACCCUUAGAGAGGCAGCUGAAGCCUCAUAUGAUGUGGUUACAGAUCUGAUGAAUCGCGUGUUCAAACCUUUUCUUGCUCGUUUCAUUAUUGUCUUUAUUGAUGAUAUUCUGGUGUAUUUGAAGAGCCGUGAGGAACAUGCAGAUCACGAGAGAAUAACCUUAACAAUGCUUGAGGAGAAUAAUCUUUAUAUAAAAUUUUCUAAGUGUGAGUUCUUUCUUAACUUUGUGGCUUUCUUAGACCACAUGGUAUCUAGCGAAGGGUUUGGUGGCUAUGUAGCUUAUUGUGAUGCUUCUUGUCAAGACCCCACCUGA
Lycium ferocissimum is the source of this 474-nucleotide messenger RNA. RefSeq lists its product as uncharacterized. The transcript is spliced from 3 exons. The record is from RefSeq and is a predicted model, not a curated record. The coding region runs from base 1 to 474 and encodes 157 amino acids. NCBI's taxonomy places the organism in Eukaryota, Viridiplantae, Streptophyta, Magnoliopsida, Solanales, Solanaceae.